AUCACCAAUUGGCUUCAGUCACAGUUUAUUGAAUGCAUUUGUUACACAAUGAAGAGCAGAUUCAUCUAUUGAUUUUCCUCUCAUUUACAUAAUAAAUAUUUACUGAGUUUACCUUCUAAAUUGGAGAAGCAGUUAUUUUAUUAACAAAAGUAUUAAACUAACAUAGCACUUUGGGAUGAUAUAUGAAAAUAAACGGAUUUCCUAGAAGACUUAUGCUAGCGAGCAUUAACUGCCUUCGUGUUAAGCUGUAUUUACCAGUGAUAUUGACGAAAGUGUUAGUCCGUUCUUAAUGUUACGAAAAGCUUAUUUUUGAUAGUUACAUCGCUCUUCCAACUAGCUGUUUGUCGAGUAUGAGGAAACAAAAUAGUCACUGAUAUUGUUUUUUGAUCAUGAAAAAUAGCAAAAAUGCAGCCAAGUCAGACUAUUUUUAAAUAUAUUCAGAUCCACCAGAAAGACGAUAAAGUGAUAUAGGAGCACAGUGGUUCGUAUCCAAAUAGAAAAUAAACGCCUGAGAAAUGAUUUAAUCCAUUACACGAAGAGUUAACUUUCUCCAUUGUUAAUGAGAAAUCUGCCUCAUUCAGAAAAACCGAUCAGUCCGGUAUUUUACAUGUCUAAACACGAGGUUCAUGUAAAGGAUUGGCAUGUUGAGGUCAAACAAAAGACAGUCCAUAAAUUCUCUCACCCCACACUAGUAUUACAGACUAGCCUACUCGUAUGUGAACAUAGAUGAAACAAAGCCAUGGUUUGCAUGCUUUUUUUACGACCACAUAAUUCCAAUUGGACAAAAAUUAUUUAGGUCAGGCUUUCAGCCCAUGACUAACUUUUAUCUGCCUCCUAUUGGUUUAGAAAGUUCACCCCUGUUAUGAAUUGUCUGAAGUGAAUUAGCAAUCAAGGUCUUAACGAAUUAACCAAUCAUAUUGUAGAUGAAAGUCUGAGUCAUGUAAGACUAGUGGCUGCCAUGCUGGAUAAAGUUUAUUGGGCAAUGCCAUUUUCACUUUGAAUAUCAGGCUAAAGCGGUUCACAGCUUAUCACGCAAUUUUUAUAAUAAGCUUGUACCUGGAAUAUGGGUGGAAGAUCAGGAAAAUUUGUUGUACCUCAUACGGAAGAAAAGACAGGAGAUAGUACCUCUAAACCGGAAACUGUUGAACAAAUCAAAGCACUAGAUACUGAUCAACCAGUACAACUAUUAAAUGGAGUUGUUACAGCUGGACCAGAUGUCCCCAGCAUAGAUGAGUUGGCAGAGUCGACAGAGUGCGUGAAGCUUGAGAAUGGUCACAAAGAAGAUAAAUCAGAUGAGGAAGAAACAGACAAUAAACCAUCUAAGAAAGGAAAUCCAAUUAGCCGAAUUUUAAGACGUAUAUCUAAGAAAACCAUUAGCUUUAAGAAGAAUUCAUGUGACAAAGGUUCUUCGGAGAAACCUGAGGAUGUUCAAGAUGAAACUAAUAAGGAAGAAAAUCCUGUGGAGCCACAGUCUCCAGCAGUUGCUGCAGAAAACAAUGAUAUGGAGCCAGUUGUCGAUAAUUCGGUUUCCUUAGCUGCAGAUAAAUUAGUUCAAGAUGUAAUCCUCUCGGCCACUGCUACUCAUAUGGAAGAAACUCAAGUGUGUGAAUCGAAACCCUGUGAAAAUGGUGGUGAUCAUUUUCCUGAGAUAAAACACGCCCAAGAAUUGUCUUCCGAAGUUGACACCUCAUAUGUCACUUCUAAUGGUGAAGAUUCUUACAUCAAAGAGGAGCCGGUAGUUGACUGUCAAAUGAAAUCCGAAGAUGUUGUCGUUAAUGGUAUCCACUCAUACAAUGGAGAGAUGGAAGAAUUAAACAGCAACAAUACCAAUGUACACAAUGAUGAUAGCUUGAUCCAGUCAAAAUUAGCAAAUCUUGAAUUAGUGAAUGGACAUGCUGAAGUCAAUGGAUUCCAUUGUGAGACGACGACAACAACAGACUCAGUGGUAGUUGCCAACAACUAUUGAGAGAGAGAGAAAGAGCAACAUCAUCAUCAUCACCACCACCAUGUAACAUCUAUUUUGUUAAGUGACUUUACCAAUUUAUCUCACAAAUCAAUAUUAUUUUCCAUCUUUCUGUAACAAAAUUGAUUGUCUUUUGUUUUGGAUAUUCGUUUCCCGUAUAUUAUUAUUUUGUUUCAAUACCUUUGGGACGCCUGAGACGUCACCGGAAAAAAUUGGUGUCAUUUGUUAACAACAACCUGAGUGCUGUCUUCGUCCGCGUGUUUUGGUACAAUAAUAUAUUUGUAUUCAUCACAUCACGUUUUUUUCAUAAUGACCCAAUUUUCAAAAGCAAUCAUGGCCAAUAACUUUUAUCCCUUCUAAUAUUGUAUCUGUAAAUUUCUAUUGAGGAUUACAAUAAUGGUCUUUUUUAAAUGUGUGUAUGCGUCGACUUCAAUUUUUUUAAACACUAAUAUUGACAAUUUUCCUACUUGGUUUUAUUUCAUACCAUUUCUACUUGUUUCUUCGAAAAUAAACUGCUUUUGGGUUGCUUAUAGUAGAGACUUCUCGCGUAUGUAUUUUACUCCCUUUCUCUCUCUAUAUAUAUAUUUUUGUUUUGCCUUCUCAAAAUCACAUCAGAUCGUUAAGAUCUGGUCACGUAUAUGAUCUUUGAAAAAUAAUAUUUCCAUUGACAAUCUCAAAUUCGAAUUCUUUCUUUUAGAAUGACGACGACGCUUCUAUUUUAUUCAAAAAUAAUGUCACCUUGAUUUAUUCACUAUUAAUUUUGAAAUGUACGAAAUACUUUAAAGAAUUUGUGUUUUUUCUUUUUAAAUCUUCAUUGCUUAUAUUCGAUUAUUUGGCUUUAGAGUAUGUUAGCUAAUGCCUAUUAAAUUUCAUCACAUGCUUCUUGGUUGGAUUAGCUUAGUAUCAGGUCAGCGAAUCAGUUAACGAAUAAAUG
Messenger RNA from Trichobilharzia szidati, 2897 nucleotides. The record is from the annotation of a GenBank genome assembly. NCBI's taxonomy places the organism in Eukaryota, Metazoa, Platyhelminthes, Trematoda, Strigeidida, Schistosomatidae.